Molecule: messenger RNA, 9954 nt
Organism: Carassius auratus (goldfish)
Lineage: Eukaryota; Metazoa; Chordata; Actinopteri; Cypriniformes; Cyprinidae
Gene: myh14
Product: myosin, heavy chain 14, non-muscle
Exons: 45
Coding region: 218-6400 (2060 amino acids)
Biological process (GO): mitotic cytokinesis; actomyosin structure organization; regulation of cell shape
Cellular component (GO): cytoplasm; myosin filament; myosin II complex
Molecular function (GO): ATP binding; microfilament motor activity; actin filament binding
Source: RefSeq, a predicted model, not a curated record
UUUGCCAUCACUUCGCUUCGUUCCCUGUCUGUUUUAUUCUCAGUGUGAAUGAGUUUGCGGCUUCACGGGAGCGCUGUAAUGCGAAAAGCCGCAUUUGCGCUAUUAGUUCUCUCACACUGAAAAGGAAAAAAAAAAACACACGAGACCACGUUUCUUUCCUCUUCACAUCUCUAGUCAUAUCCUGAGAGUUGGAUUAACACAUUUAAGUGCUACAACCAUGUCCAGGCCAGCGGGAGGCAAUGUUAAUGAUGUCACCCGCUUCCUGUCCACGGGGGCGGGGCCUGGGUCACCAACCGCAGUGUUCUCCGCCUCCAGCCAAGCUGAUUGGGCGGCUAAGAGACUCGUAUGGGUGCCUUCAGAGAAACAUGGGUUUGAGUCUGCAAGCAUCCGCGUGGAGCGAGGCGACGAGGUGGAGGUGGAGCUUACAGACAGUGGGAAGAAGCUGACGCUUUCGAGGGAGGAGCUCCAGCGGAUGAACCCGCCUCGAUUCAGUAAAGUUGAAGACAUGGCCGAUCUCACGUGCCUCAAUGAGGCCUCUGUCUUAAACAACCUACGAGAGAGAUACUAUUCAGGACUCAUAUAUACUUACUCCGGCCUGUUUUGUGUGGUGAUCAACCCCUAUAAGAACCUGCCCAUCUAUACCGAUUCCAUCAUAGAGAUGUAUCGUGGGAAGAAACGCCACGAGAUGCCUCCACAUAUCUAUGCCAUAUCGGAGGCGGCCUACAGGAGCAUGCUGCAAGACAGAGAAGAUCAGUCCAUCCUGUGCACAGGGGAAUCUGGUGCAGGAAAGACGGAGAACACAAAAAAAGUGAUUCAGUAUCUGGCACAUGUUGCGUCCUCACACAAGUCUGGCACUCUGGGUCGUCCCAAAGACAGCGCCCUGCAGAUGGAUGGGACGCGCUCUCUGGGUCGUGGCAGUAGUGCUGUGAACAGGACUAUGCAGUAUGGGGAACUGGAGAGACAGCUAUUACAAGCAAACCCCAUUCUUGAAGCCUUCGGCAAUGCCAAAACCGUCAAAAAUGACAAUUCUUCCAGAUUUGGCAAAUUCAUCAGAAUCAAUUUUGAUGUUGCUGGAUAUAUUGUGGGUGCUAAUAUUGAGACCUAUUUGCUGGAGAAGUCCCGAGCCAUUCGUCAGGCUAAAGAAGAGCGAACCUUCCAUAUCUUCUACCAGCUCCUCUCUGGAGCUUCUGAGGCCAUGAGAAAGGAGCUUCUGCUGGGCAGUGCGGAUCAGUACCGCUUUAUCUGUGGGGGGUCACUUCCUGUUCCGGGUCAGAGUGAUUCAGAAAACUUUACCCAGACAAUGGACUCGGUGACUAUCAUGGGUUUCACCCAGGAAGAAUCCACAUCUAUGUUAAAGGUGAUCUCUGCAGUGCUGCAGUUUGGGAACAUCACGUUUCAGAAAGAGAAGAACACAGAUCAGGCCUCGAUGCCGGACGACACAGCAGCGCAGAAACUCUGCCACCUGCUGGGCAUCAGUGUCCUGGAGUUCAGCCGAGCCAUUCUCACUCCACGCAUCAAAGUGGGCCGCGAGUACGUGCAGAAGGCCCAGACCAAGCAGCAGGCUGAUUUCGCGGUGGAGGCUUUGGCGAAGGCCACAUAUGAGCGUCUGUUCCGCUGGCUGGUGCACCGGAUCAACAGAGCGCUGGACCGCAGACAGCGUCAGGGGGCCUCGUUCAUCGGGAUCCUGGACAUCGCUGGGUUCGAGAUCUUCCAGCUGAACUCGUUCGAGCAGUUAUGUAUCAAUUACACUAACGAGAAGCUACAGCAGCUGUUCAAUCACACCAUGUUCAUACUGGAGCAAGAGGAGUACCAGCGAGAGGGCAUCGAGUGGAGCUUCAUCGACUUCGGUCUGGAUCUUCAGCCCUGCAUCGACCUCAUCGAGAGACCGGCUCAUCCUCCUGGCGUCCUGGCACUGUUGGAUGAGGAGUGUUGGUUUCCGAGGGCGACUGAGCGCUCAUUUGUGGACAAGCUGUCAGCUGAGCAGGGAUCACACUCAAAGUUCAUGCGGCCGCGGCAGAUUAAAGAAGAGGCCGACUUCUCCAUUAUACACUAUGCUGGCAAGGUGGACUAUAAGGCAGAUGAGUGGCUGAUAAAGAACAUGGAUCCAUUGAAUGAUAAUGUUGCAUCUCUCCUGCAUCAGUCAUCUGAUCCCUUCAUCUCUGAGCUGUGGAGGGAGGAUAUUCAAACUCUUCCUCGCGUGUACUUUUUUGACUCUUAUGCCACACUGCAAACCAAUGGCACUGACAGCAUGGAGAGGAUUGUGGGUCUGGAUCAGGUGUCAUCUGGUGAGAGCAGUGGACCGGUGAGUUUUGGGGCCGCCGGGCUCAAGACAAAGAAGGGCAUGUUUCGGACGGUGGGACAGCUCUAUAAAGAGUCUCUCACUAAACUGAUGGCCACCCUCCGCAACACCAACCCCAACUUCCUGCGCUGCAUCAUCCCUAACCAUGAGAAAAAGGCAGGGAAGUUGAGUCCUCAUUUGGUUCUGGAUCAGUUAAGGUGUAAUGGGGUGCUGGAGGGAAUCAGGAUCUGCAGACAGGGCUUCCCGAACCGCAUCCCAUUCCAGGAGUUCAGACAGAGGUAUGAGAUCUUAACUCCAAAUGCUAUUCCUCGAACCUUUAUGGAUGGCAAACAGGCGUGUGUGCUAAUGAUCAGUGCUUUGGAGCUGGACAAGAACCUUUUCCGGGUGGGACAGAGUAAGGUGUUCUUCCGGGCUGGAGUUUUGGCUCAUCUGGAGGAAGAACGAGACUUGAAGAUCACUGACACUAUCAUCCACUUCCAGAGCGUGGCCCGUGGAUAUCUUGCCAGGAGGGCUUUCCAUAAGAAGCAGCAGCAGCUGAGCGCUCUGCGUGUGAUGCAGAGGAACUGUGCUGCGUACCUGAAGCUCAGAAACUGGCAGUGGUGGAGACUCUUCACCAAGGUGAAGCCCUUGCUGCAGGUGACCCGCCAGGAUGAAGAGAUUCAAGCUCGGGAAGCACAGCUUCAGAAAGCCAAAGACAAUCUGAGUAAACUAGAGCAUGACUUCUCUGAACUGGACAGAAAAAACCAACAGCUGAUGGAGGAGAAGUCAGUGCUGACUGACCAGCUGCAGGCGGAGGCCGAGUUAUUCGCAGAGGCAGAGGAAAUGAGAGCGCGGCUGGCCAGUCGCAAACAGGAGCUUGAAGAUGUGUUGGGCGAGCUCGAGAGCCGAUUGGAGGAGGAAGAGGAGAGGGCCCUUCAGCUGACCAAUGAGAAGAAGCGAAUGCAGCAACAUGUGCAGGAUCUGGAGGAACAGCUCGAGGAGGAAGAGGGGACACGUCAGCGCCUCCAGCUGGAGAAAGUCACCCUGGAGAGCAAAGUGAAGAGUCUGGAGGCCGAGACGCUGACUGUGGGAGAGCAGAGAGACAGAUUAAGCAAGGAGAAAAAACAUCUGGAAGAGAGACUGAACGAAGUGACAGAUCAACUCACAGAAGAAGAGGAGAAGGUGAAGAGUCUUAACAAGCUGAAAAAUAAACAGGAAGCUGUCAUCGCUGAUUUAGAAGAGCGUCUGAAGAGGGAAGAGCAGGGCCGUCUGGAACAGGAGAAGUGGAAGAGGCGGAUGGAAGGAGAGGCAGUGGAGGCCCAAGAGCAGCUGUCUGACCUGAGCUUACUCGUCACUGAGCUGAGAGGCAGCCUGAGCCAGAGAGAGAAAGAGAUCACCACACUACAGACACGGCUGGAAGAAGAGGGGGCACGUCGUGCAGAGUCUCAGAGAGCCCUGAGAGAGGCCAUGUCCCAGGUCUCUGAGCUCAAAGAGGAGGUGGACAAUGAAAAAGGAAUGAGGGAGAGAGCUGAGAAACAGAGGAGAGAUCUGGGAGAGGAGUUAGAGGCGUUGAGGACUGAACUAGAAGAUACACUGGACACUACAGCUGCUCAGCAAGAGCUCAGGUCUCGUCGUGAGGCUGAAUUAGGAGAGCUUCAGAGAUGUUUGGAGGAGGAGACUCGUCGUCACGAAGCCCAGCUGUCAGAGCUCCGCAUCAAACACACCGCUGCUAUAGACUCCCUACAGGAGCAGCUGGACAACGCCAAAAGAUCCCGUCAGUCUCUGGAGAAGGCCAAGGCCAUUCUGGAGGAGGAGCGGAUGAACCUGAGCGCUGAGCUGAAGACUUUACAGGGAGGGAAGAUGGAGAGCGAGAGGGGCAGAAAGCGAGCAGAGGGACAGUUACAGGAACUCAACGCACGCCUCACACAGGCUGAGAGAGAAAGAGAGGAGCGAGAGGAGCGACUCAGUAAACUCCAGUCGGAGCUCGAGUCUCUGUCCAGUUCCCUAUCCUCAUCUGAGUCCAAAUCUCACCGCCUAAGUAAGGAGGUCAGCAGUCUGGAGAGCCAACUUCAUGAUGUGCAGGAUCUACUGCAGGAAGAGACACGGCAGAAGUUGGCACUGGGCUCACGUGUGCGUGCUCUAGAGGAAGAAAAAGCUGGAUUGAUGGAGAGACUAGAGGAGGAGGAGGAGAAGACCAGAGAACUUACACGCCAGAUUCAGAACCACACACAACAGCUGUCUGAUCUAAAGAAGCAGACAGAGGAAGUGAAUACAGCGGUGGAGGUCGGGGAGGAGGCCAGGAGGAAGAUGCAGAGAGAGCUGGAGAACGCCGUACAGAGAGAGAGAGCCAAAGAAGAAGAGAAAGAACGCAUAGAGAGACAGAAAGAACGGCUGAGAGAAGAGAUAGAGGACAUGACAAUUGCUUUGCAGAGAGAAAGACAGAACUGCACUGCUCUGGAGAAACGACAGAAGAAAUUUGAUCAGUGUUUGGCAGAGGAGAAAGCAGUUAGUGCUCGGCUGCUGGAGGAACGGGACCGCGCAGAAGCAGAGAGUCGAGAGAAGGAGACGCGUUUCCUGUCCCUCUCAAGGGCAUUGCAUGAAGCAACAGAGCAGAGAGAUGAGCUGGAGAGAACCAAUAAGCAGCUCCGCCUGGAGAUGGAGCAGCUCGUCAACGCCCAAGAUGACGUGGGCAAAAAUGUUCAUGAGCUAGAGCGUUCUCGACGGGCUUUGGAAACAGAAGCCCAGUCUCUGAAAGAACAGACCCAGGAGCUGGAGGAUGAGCUGACAGAAGCUGAGAACGCUCGCCUCAGACUGGAAGUCACCCUUCAGGCUCUUAGAGCUCAGUUUGAGAGAGAGAUCAGCACUAAAGAGGAGAAAGGAGAAGAAAAGAGGAGAGCACUCAACAAACAGGUGCGAGAACUUGAAACAAUGCUUGAAGAGGAGAAGACUCAGAGAGCUCAGGCUUUGACUGUCAAAAAACAACUGGAGACAGAGCUGCAGGAGGCGGAGACUCAGGUGGAAGCAGCCAAUCGGGGCAGAGAGGAAGCACUAAGACAGAUGAAACGUCUCCAGACUCAGAUGAAGGAGCUUAUCCGUGAGCUUGAUGAGACCAAGUUGGCUCGAGACGAGAUUGUUGCCCAGUCAAAGGACAGCGAGAAACGGCUGCAGACGCUGGAAGCAGAACUAUUACAGCUGACAGAGGAGCUGGCUGUUUCUGAGAGGCAGCGGAGACAGGCCCAACAGGAGAGAGAAGAACUGGCAGAUGAAAUCAUCAACAGUACAACUGGAAAAUCUGCACUGUUGGAAGAGAAGCGGCGUCUUGAGGCCAGAAUCACUCAGCUGGAGGAAGAGUUAGAGGAGGAACAAAGUAACGCUGAACUAUUAGCCGAGAGGCAGAGGAAGAGCACUUUGCAGGUUGAGACACUUACAGUCCAGUUAUCUGGAGAGAGGACGCUGGCACAGAAGAGCGAGAGCGCACGAGAGACUCUGGAGAGGCAGAAUAAAGAGCUGAAAACUCGUCUCAGUGAGAUGGAGGGAACAGUGAAGGGAAAACAUCGCCUCAGUGUCGCCGCCCUGGAGGCCAAGAUAGAAUCUGCGGAGGAACAACUGGAGCAGGAGAGACAGGAGCGAGCCAUGGCCAAUAAGCUUGUGAGGAAAACGGAGAAGAAACUGAAAGAAGUUCUGAUACAGGUGGAAGAUGAAAGGAGACAUGCAGAUCAGUAUAGAGAACAGUUGGAUAAGUCUAUGGGACGUCUCCGUCAGCUGAAGAGGCAGUUAGAGGAGGUGGAGGAGGAGAACUCUCGCUCCAACGCUCAGCGCAGGAAGCUACAGCGAGAGCUGGAGGAAAUGAGCGACAGCAUGCAGAUCAUGAACCGCGAGCUCAACACUCUCCGCUCCCAACUCAGCAUCACAGAACGACAGAAGUCAGAACAGCGAGCUCCGCUCCCUAUCUCCAUGCGUGCUGGCCGCAGGGCUCUGGUGGAUGACCUUUCUCAGGAGAACUCUGAUUCUGAGGAUCCAGGUGCUUCUCCCACCCCGUCCAGCGGCCCGCCGGGUACCCCCACACCCUCAGACAACGCCCUGGGCCCCCCUCCUCCAUACAGCCUUACCGACGCUGAAUAAGAAGGGGAGAGUGUGAUAGAUGGACAGUUUUACUGGUUUAACUUACAUAGCUUUCGCAAUCAUACACAUAACAGAACAUCCGUGCUGUCACACAUACAGUAACUUGAAGCUAGUUAAUGUGAUUUAUUGAUUUUAAAUGAACAGAUGAAUUAGCAUGCAAGAUGGAGAAAGACUGGUGCAGUACUCUUAUAGUACUAUUUAAACCAAGCAAGCAGUCAGUAAAGACUGCAGUUUUAAGACAACGGCAUUUCCCAGCAUUCCUUGGGAAAUACAAGUACUGUAUAUCGGUGCAGUAUAUCAGGCUUGUUGUGGUAGAAUUAUGACGGCCAUCUCAAGCUCUCUCUCAAUCAAUCAAAAGCCAUGUGUUUAGGAAAAAAAUUUGCAUGUUGAUGGCAAUCAAAGGCCAUCGGGUAUUGCAUAGAUGAUCCACGAUCAGGCUAGAAUGCAUCCUCUGUGCUCGCACAAGCCAUCAAACCCUCGAAGCACUGAGAAACUUUCUCUCUCUCAAAAAAUGAUGUAAUGUUUUAAGAAAUUGAGAGUUGAACAGGAUCAAGGUAUUAUAGAAUAUCUCUGUGUUUGAAUUUUAAAAGUGAUUGCUAUUCUUCAGAUAAAUAGAGAACAAUGCUUUUUGUUAUACAAAAUUAGGCAGAGGGGAUGAUUAUGGAAGCCCAUUUCCACCCCAGUAAAGAAAAAAAAAAGGUAAUUGCAAUUUUAUGUCACCACCGCAAUUUUGAUUAUCGUAAUUGUGACUUUAUAUCACAAUGUGACUAUACCUCACAACUGCAACUUUCUUUCUUAAUAGUGUGACUAAAUAUGUCACAAAUGAAAGUUUGUUUUUCUCAAUCGCAAUGAAUGACUUCAUAUAUUGUCACUUUACGUCUCACAAACAAGUUAGUUUUUUUUUACAAUUGCAGUUUUAUAACUCACAUUUGUGGUCUUAUAUGUCAAAAUGUGACAAGGUUUGACUAUAUACCUCGCAAUUGCAACGUUACAUCUCGCAGUUGCGAGCUUGUUUCCAUUAAUUGUAACUUUGUAACUUAAAAUUUGACAUAACUUUCUAUCGUGCAGUAACACUUUAUGGGCUAGAUUUACAAAUUAGCGUUAGAGAGCACUUCGAUAAAAGUGCAGAUGGUAGGGAAAAAUUCUGCAGGUUAUUUACUGAUAAGAUGCACAUUAAAGAACACGGACGUAACAUUUCAUUUCCAUGAUGAAAAUGCAAAUUACUGCCUGCUAUAAGACUAAUUAAAUAUUGGAGCAAAUUCCAGUGAACUUUCAAACGCAAGUAAAUCGCGUUGUGUGAUUCUUUUAAAUACUUACCUUCCAUAAAUUUACAGAUUGAAAGAAAAACUCCUACAAAUGCAUAUUAAAUCAAGUGAAUUGCAAAAAUAACCGAAUUGCAAAAAAAUAACUGCGCCCAUGCCUUUUCAGCGCUAAUUUCUCACUGCUUGUCUUUAGUAAAUCCUGACAGUUGGUUUUUUAACUCCGAAUGAGGGUUUGCGCUGGCGCAAGCUGAUUGUAAAUCUGCCCUUAUAACUCCUAAUUGUGACUUUAUAUCUUAUUUUAAAAUGUCACAGUUAUCUUUUUUAUUUUUUACUCUGAGGUAAAAACGGGCUUCCAUAGAUGGCUAUGAUUGUAUAAAACAAAGACAGACAAGUGAGAAAGAGAAAAAUGCUUUUCUAUUAAAUGAAUAUGCUACAAAUUUGAGCUGGCCAUUAUAGCUUUUACAUCUUAGCCUUAACCUGACCAUAAGAAAAAUAAAUAAAUGAGGAUACAGAAAAUAAAAUUUAAAAAAUACAUAAAAGGUCAAACACAUACUGGACUUAUAGCAGAAAACAAAAGAAAAGCAGCCACCUCCAUGUAGAUUUAACAGUAACGACUCUUAGGUAUCUGAAAUAUACCUUCUGUGAUCUCCUUCAAACUUUAGUAUUCAGUUCAGCUCUCUAUUAAGUUCAUGGUAUCUGUGCUGCAGAUCAGACCCUUUUAGAUACUGUGCAUAGAUAGUUAGGUAACUCUAAAGGGACGCUUUUGUUGGUAGUGACAUAGAUAGGUAGUUAGGAUUUCUUAAUUUAUGUCUUAACACAUCGGCUCCAGACUUGUUGUAAUUUUUAUCAAAUAAGAGAAUUCCAGUAUGCAGUCUAUUUAUUUUGUUUUGUAUUGAUUUUUUUUGUCUGCACAUAGACAUGUCAUGGUUGUUGUAUAGUUUGCAAUAUUAAGUGAAAACAAGGCAAAAUGAAAGAGAUUUGAGGGUAAGGAUGGGUUUACAGUUAGCAGGGUAUCAGUCAGUAACACUGGACAGCAUAAAAAAAUAAAUUUUCACUAAAUGAGCUGCAGCGGACCUCAAAGAAUGUAACAUUGACACUGGGCAAGAGUGAGAAGUCUGUUAUCAGGAUUUCUGAGUUUCUGUCUCAUGGUGUGAACUUGUGAAGUUAUAAACAUAUAAUAUCUUGCCUGUUUUCCCAGGGUUUGAAGGCUGGUAGUUAUUACUUAUCUCGUUAUAUCAAUGCAACUUUUUUUUUUUUUUAUCAAAAGGACAUAUUAUAUUUUUGUUUGACUGUUUGUUUGUUUGUUCAUUUUUGAAUGUGGUGAUAUUUAUGGUUCAAAGCGUCUGUUACACACAAUCUUGUGCAUAUGAAUGACUAAAGGGACAUUAUUUUAGCUGUAUGCAUGUCAACAGUGCCUGUAGUAUCUGCAGAAAAUACACGCGGUCUGGAAUUUGAUAAAUAAAUGACACUAUUAGGUCUCCCUAACAGCAAUCUGACUCAGACAUCCUUCUCGUAGAAACUUUUUGGAUUAAAGGUGUUGAUUGGUUCUGAAAUGUUUUUUUGUUUUUUAAUUGAUGAAUUCAUGACAAAUGCAAGUUCCCUUGACCUUCACUAAACGCAAGUCUCUUAUACUGUCCUUCAUAGAUAUUGUUGAGCUGAUAAGCAUUUUAAUACGCUGCUCUAGCUUUUCCAGCGAUAACAGUGUUAAACUGUGAAUAAUAAUUGUCUGUCGCCGCCAUUAAGUAUUUGAACAUAUUUAAGAUCUGUUCAGCCUGUGAGAUUACAAUUUGAUGCACUGAAGAGUUUAUUACACUGUUAUUAGCGCAGUUAUUACCACCUGUGUGGUUCGGCAACAGUAUCUGCCCUCGAAAUUGUAUUUAGUUGAAAAAUGUUGAUUGAACGGAAGGAAACCACGCUGUUAAGACAAAAUGGUAGGAGCGCACACACAAGCCAAAAGACUCAAGCCUUGUACAACAGAUUGUUUUUAUUCUUCUUAUUUGUCCAUGUUCCUAAAUUACAUCUGCCUAUAAUCUGAGUCAUUUUAAUUUAUUUGUACAUUUAACGGACAGAUUUGCAGAGCUGUUCAAACUCAUAAAAUCAAUUUGGAGUGCAUUUGAAUAAAAUAAAAAAAACAGUCGUGUUUCUUUGAAUGCUAUAUUUUAGUUUGAUAAAUGAGCUUUGUUAUACUGAACCUGUGCUUGAUAAUGCAGCUUUGAUGAGUCAAACGAGUGGACAAUAGCUGAGAAUAUGUAUGAAAAGGAAUUAAAACUCCAGUGGAGAAACAUGUUUGUA